Messenger RNA from Wickerhamiella sorbophila, 915 nucleotides. Its product is annotated as Protein SGT1. The transcript has a single exon. NCBI's taxonomy places the organism in Eukaryota, Fungi, Ascomycota, Dipodascomycetes, Dipodascales, Trichomonascaceae. The record is from RefSeq and is a predicted model, not a curated record. Bases 1 to 915 code for a protein of 304 amino acids. Gene Ontology annotation, molecular function: protein-folding chaperone binding. Gene Ontology annotation, biological process: protein stabilization.
AUGGACGCAGUCAACCAGGCACUGGAAAAUAAGGACUACGAAAAGGCGGUCGAAUUAGCGACCCAAGAGCUCAAAAUUGCACCUACGAGCUCCAGGCUUUUCUUGAAACGGUCGAUUGCCAACCUGAGGUUACAAAAGCCGACAGAAGCCUUGAAUGACGCCGAGUCCGCUGUGUCGUUAGCUACAGACGAGAGCUUGCGAGGAGACGCUCAACUGAGGAGAGCAAUCGCCUUUUACCAAUUAAAAAAGGUUGGAGAGGCAAAGGCAGCCAUUAGGUAUGCGCAGAAAUGCAAUUGUGUCGACAAGACACUCCCGAUCUGGCUUCAAAAGAUCGAGGCUGAAACCACCGAACAAGCUGAGCUUGUGGAGAUCCCAUCUAACGCUGAGCCCGUAGCCAAGCCAAGUAUCCGCAAAGACUGGUACCAAAUCGGUAACAAGGUGACAGUGUCAGUAUUUAUCAGAGAUGCCCCCUCCUCCACCAAAGUUGAUAUUUCCGCUGAUCGAAUUGAGAUCCCGGCCUACGACUUUGUGCUCGACCUCAGUCAUCCAAUUGACCCUAGUUCUGCAAAGAUCGAUAUUGUAAAGCCUAAAAUCGAGCUCACAUUCGAGAAAGCGUCCCCUGGCAACUGGAGUCAAUUGGCCAAAACUCCUGAUGAUCUGAAGCCCCUUGCCAAGCCCAAGGCAGCGUUUGAGAAAGAAUGGAAUAUCGAAGAUGAGCCUGAAGAGGAAUCGGGAGACCCGCAAGCGUUUUUUGAGAAAAUCUACAAGGAUGCUGACCCCGAUGCGCAGCGAGCGAUGAUGAAGAGCUUCAUUGAAAGUAAUGGCACAACGCUCAGCACCAAUUGGGCUGAAGUGAGCAAAGGAAAAGUUGAAAUUACGCCACCUAGUGGAAUGGAGGCUAAAAAAUGGACCUAG